AUGUGGACAGGUCUAGUGCUUGGUUUAAACGGCGCAGGCAAGACGCUUUUGCUCCGACAACUCAUCGCACAAAAUUUAAAGAAGCAAAAGACUAUAAUGCAGCGGAUAAUAAAAUUUAUGAUGAGUAGUCAUGACAAAGAGGACGAGUACAAGGACUUUCCAUGUCUCAUUAAUUCUAAUACACAACCGAGCAUAGGUGUCGAACAUUGGUCAUUGAAGCUUAAGAAGAACAAGUGUAUGCUACGAGAAGUUGGUGGUCAAUUAGUAUCAAUGUGGCCAGUGUAUUUUGAAUCUUGUCACUUUUGGUUCUUUCUUAUUGAUGCGAGCAAUCCGACACAAUUAGCAGACGCUGCAGUCGAAUUUUACUCGAUUUUAAAUGUAGAUGAAAUGAGACACAAACCCAAGUUAUUAGUGAUCAAUCAUAUUGACGCAAGCUCUUUAGUAAAUGACGAAGUUCUACAGACACAUUUGUGCUUAGAUCGUCUUGUAAUUGAUCAGGACUAUGGUCCAAUACAAAUCAUAAAAGUCAGCGCUUUAACUGGCGAAAAUGUGGGGAACAUUUUCAAGUGGCUUGAUCAUCUUGAUCAUAAUUCUAGUAAGGGAUUUUGUGAAAUAUGCCGGACAUUACUACGGCCUAAUAUAAUACGAGUGUACCCUGUUACCAAGUAG
Molecule: messenger RNA, 669 nt
Organism: Plasmopara halstedii
Lineage: Eukaryota; Oomycota; Peronosporomycetes; Peronosporales; Peronosporaceae
Product: GTP-binding ADP-ribosylation factor-like protein ARL1
Exons: 1
Coding region: 1-669 (222 amino acids)
Molecular function (GO): GTPase activity; GTP binding
Source: RefSeq, a predicted model, not a curated record